AUGUACGACUUGCCUUCAGACAGCAGAGAUGGCCGGCAAGCUGCGAAAGGGCAUCCUCGCUCCGUAGAACAAGGCGCAGAGGUCGCAGAGAGCUCACAUGCUGUACCAGGGCAAGACGUUACAGCACGGCAGACGCUACGCCGCCGAAUACACCAGGAUGACAAUGCUGAAGGAGUCGCCACAACAGCUUCUGCUGUCAGGGUGAAAGCGAAAGACACUCGAACGCAGACUGAUGUUGCAACACCACACAAGGAAAGCCCUGCCACGGCCAUCGCACCAGCUCCAGGGGCUAGACCCAAGACGACAGCCCAGUGCAGCACCAAGAGCGUAUCCAGUGCCAAACCCAAGCAGACGGCGGUAAUCUUUCGCACUGUGCCUGCCAAUGAGCUUCAGCUGGUUUCUUCGGUGCCUAAUCCUCUCGAGUACCAUGCGCCAGCAAGCAGCUUUCCCAGCAUUGCCGUUCAGGACCCAAUCGUCGACUCCUCCCUCCCGCCUUUUAAGAGCAAAACUUCGCCCACCGUGUGCGAUGACGGCGACAGUACAAAAGUGCCGGCAAAGACGCCUGUCAGUGCUCUAAGAGCCCGCUGGAAAGUUCCCCCUCCACUGUUCAAGGCCAUCAGGAAGACGGACAAGUUUCAGGUUUCCACUGCGGGCCAUCGCAGUGGAGACGGUUUCGAAGACAGCGAGCUCACGUUCGGCACUGUGAAGAAGCGACGAAAGUGGCGAUCACCCUCUAUACCGAAUCUGGCAUCUCUGGAGUUGACGAACGGUCCCUUGCCGGACGUUGACUUCUGCGACACCCCGAGCCGGUUGAAGGUGGAGUCUAACGUGAGCGGCCAGGGCGUUUCUGGGUCCGUCCGUCAGCUGGACGGCGAAAACACCUUCAUCCAGCCAGAAGCUUCCCCUCCACAGUUGCAAACACGGCGCGAGAGUUCAAUUGCACGCUCCAGCGCUCGUAAGCGCACGAGGAUCAUCAUGGCUGAACUGUCGACAAUCCGAGCUCCUGAACGAGAAGCAAGCGAGUACGACUCUCAGGAUGAGGACGGCGACCACGAGGAUGAUGUCGACUCUGAGGAGAAUGGCGCGAAAAAUGACAACGUCAUCAACUUGGUCAGUGAUGAUGAUGUUCACUCCGACGACUCAGAGCCAUGGACGGUGACUCCUCCACCUCCACCUCCACCUCCUCGCGAGCAGCCAACGAAGGGCAGAGGUGUCACGCUGGACUUUCGCAGCAACCGUGGAGCCCGACGGUCUAGACAACCGGGAAGAUACUCCAGACCGCGAAGGCGGCCCGCACUGAUCGAAGUGAAUGAGGGCAUACAAGACGUGUUCACUCCAGAAGCUCCACAACUACCGGGCUUGCCGCCCCGAGUUUUGCCAGGACCUCGUCCGAAUGGUGAAGCUAGGCAGCAAGACUCGACAACAGCACACCAACCGCGCUCAAUCUUAAAGAACAGCAUCUCGCUGGUAUCCGAUCUGACAUCGAAUCCUGAAGCUACAGCCGCCAACACCAGACGCAACAGCAUCGUCGAUGCCUCGAGAAGCUCUUACUUCGCAGAUGCAUCGGACAUCCUUCGUGCACCGGAUCCAGCCCGUCACAUCAUCAUGCCGCGGCGCCGGUCUUCGUACUUCAACCCUGAGCAGAUGGACUUCACUCACGACGAGGAAGAUGUGCAGGAAACUUCGCCUGAGACGGCCAACUACAUUACUGAAAGCGACCUCGACGUCAUUCUAAGAGGUGCAGAGGCAGUGUGGACGUCUGAGAAGCCAUCUACAGCAGCAAAGGAUCUGAGGGCGUUGACGAGAGCAGUGAGUCAGGGGAACGGAACGCUCAGUCAGUCUGUGCGCAGAAGGCCGAGUCUGCGGUUCCAGUCGCCAACGAAGAUCCGCUAG
Messenger RNA from Saxophila tyrrhenica, 1893 nucleotides. RefSeq lists its product as uncharacterized. NCBI's taxonomy places the organism in Eukaryota, Fungi, Ascomycota, Dothideomycetes, Mycosphaerellales, Extremaceae. The transcript has 2 exons. The record is from RefSeq and is a predicted model, not a curated record. The coding region runs from base 1 to 1893 and encodes 630 amino acids.